AAAAUGAAAUUAAAAGCAAACACAUAAGUGACCGAAUGACAUAAUUCAAGUGGUUGAGAGGUGGGUGUCGAAUUAUAGGGAGUAAGUUUGGGUUCGUCUCGCUAACACCAAUGACAAAAAAUGACCAUUUCGGACUAGCAUUAAGAAAAAAAGAAUGAGCUUUAUCCCCGAAGGCCUGAAGUGACAAAUUAGACUAUGAUCGCAGACAUGCACCUGAUAUUUGCAGAUGCCCCAUGCUUAACAUUGUUGCUUCUCAACGCAUUUGCCAUUAAUCCUCGAAUCUUCCCUCUUGACAUUCCUUGCCUUUGUCAACUGCGCAACUCCCACCGGCAGGCUAGCACUAAGAAACUUGGGGUUCAAUUUUUUUUAAAGAGACACAAAGUUUUGGGGAGAUGAGAGUACAACUUUAUUUAUCUCCCUUUCCACCACUUUCAUCGUCAUCAUCAUCUUUACUCUUUAGCUAGGAACCUUAAUUCCAUUAAAAAUAGAUUUUCAACGACGUGAGUAAACAGGUUAACUGGUUCACUGCAGUCUUAGCUUUAUAUAAGGAUAGGGUUUAGGGUUUCUUUCUCAUUUCGUAUUUUGUUCAUUUCUCUGAUAAAAUUAAACCAAGCAAAGAUCAAAUUUUUAACUGGGGACUCACAGAGAGAAUUAAGUAAUCGUAUUGUUUGUGUGAAGGGGAAGCAGAUCCGUUAAUCCCUGCCGUUGUUACUGUUCCGGCGGCCACCACCACCACACCGUUUCCGUUUCAGAACCCUAACAAUGCAGGACCGAUCACAAAUCCGGUCACAACGCCGCCUGCCAGUACUAACCCUCCUCUGUCACCCGCCGUCUCCGCUCCGCCGGCGGCAACCAAUCCGACGGGCGGCCAGACCUGGUGCGUGGCUAGACCCGGAUUACCCGAUUCUAGUCUGCAGCCGGCGCUGGAUUACGCUUGCGGACAAGUGGAUUGCAAAGAGAUUCAGCAGAACGGGAGGUGUUUCAACCCGAGCACUGUGCAGAGCCACGCCUCGUUCGCCUUUAACGCCUAUUAUCAGAAGAACCCGUCGCCUGGUAGCUGCGAUUUCGGGGGGACUGCCACGAUCACCACCUUAAAUCCGAGUUUUGACAGUUGUGUGUAUCUAACAACAUCAGGAUCAACUUCAUCUCCAUCACCAGUCCCACAAAUGCCACCACCACCGACAACUUCAUCAGUUCCAGUUCCAAUUCCAACACCAACAACGGCAGUUCCAACUCCCAUUAUGUCUCCAACUACCACAACAUCUUCACCUCUUCCCGGAGGAGUGCCCGGCACGGGGACGUUCCCGCCAGUGUUUCCAAACAUGACCAAUCCUACUAUUCCCAUCAUCACUCCUACCGGGCAAAUUCCUGGCAUUUCUCCAGCCAGUACUUCCACAUCUACCCUUCUGCAACCCGUCCUUGGUCCCGUCUUUCUGAUGGUCUCAUCCAUCUGUUUUGGGACACUUAUUUUGAAAGUCUGAGUGUGGGAAAUCCUGCCUAUCCCAAUGUUACAAAAACUGGGCUUUGGCUCUCUGGUCCUAUGUACAGUACCUUUGUUGGAGGAAUACAACCUUAGAUUGAGGUCUCCAGCACUCUUUAAUCUUUCACAUUGUUUGUAGGGAUUAUGUUAUGACUUGUGACUGUUGCAGAUUGGGGACUUUAGUUUAUCAGUGGAUUUAUUAUAUGCCUUAAAAGUUGUGACUUAUGUAAAUCAAAUUCUUAUUACACU
Messenger RNA from Cuscuta campestris, 1729 nucleotides. NCBI's taxonomy places the organism in Eukaryota, Viridiplantae, Streptophyta, Magnoliopsida, Solanales, Convolvulaceae. The record is from the annotation of a GenBank genome assembly.